Messenger RNA from [Candida] anglica, 1401 nucleotides. Lineage: Eukaryota; Fungi; Ascomycota; Pichiomycetes; Serinales; Debaryomycetaceae. The record is from the annotation of a GenBank genome assembly.
AAUUAACUUUAAUUUUUUACUUUAAAUACAAUGGUCAAAACUGUUCUUUUACUCGGAUCUGGAUUCGUUGCUAAGCCAACUGUCGACAUCUUGGCCAAGACUCCAGAUGUCAAGGUCAUUGUUGCCUGUCGUACUUUGUCUAAGGCCCAAGAGCUUGCUGGCUCUGUUGCUGAUGCUAUCUCCUUAGAUGUCACUGAUGAAGCUGCCUUGGACGCUGCUGUUGCAAAGGUUGAUCUUGUCAUCUCUUUGAUUCCAUACAUCUACCAUGCUAACGUCGUUAAGGCUGCCAUUAAGAACAAGAAGCACGUCGUCACCACCUCUUACAUCAACCCUAAGCUUAAGGAAUUGGAACAACAAAUCAAAGACGCUGGAAUCGUCGUCAUGAACGAAAUUGGUUUGGACCCAGGUAUUGACCACUUGUACGCCGUUAAGACUUUCGAAGAAGUCCACGCUCAAGGUGGUAAGAUUAAGUCUUUCUUGUCUUACUGUGGUGGUUUGCCAGCUCCAGAAGCUUCCAACAACCCAUUGGGUUACAAGUUUUCUUGGUCUUCUAGAGGUGUCUUGUUGGCCUUGAGAAACUCUGCUCAAUACUGGAAGGAUGGUGAAAUUGUCAAUGUUGCCUCUGAAGACUUGAUGGCCACCGCCAAGCCAUACUUCAUCUACCCAGGUUUCGCCUUUGUUGCCUACCCUAACCGUGACUCCACUGCUUACAAGGAAUUGUACAACAUUCCAGAAGCUGAAACUGUCAUUAGAGGUACUUUAAGAUUCCAAGGUUUCCCAGAAUUCAUCAAGGUCUUUGUUGACAUUGGAUUCUUGAAGGAUGAAGAAUCUGCUGACUUUAAGGAAGCUAUUGCUUGGAAGGAUGCUACCGCCAAGUUGGUUGGUGCUGCUUCCAACUCCGAAGAAGACAUUGUUAAGGCCAUUGUUGCCAAGGCUACUUUCAAGGAUGAUGAAGAUAAGGCCCGUAUCUUGGCUGGUUUGAAGUGGCUCGGAUUGUUCUCCGACAAGAAGAUCACUCCAAGAGGUAACCCAUUGGACACCUUGUGCGCCACUUUGGAAGAAUUGAUGCAAUACGAAGAAGGUGAACGUGAUUUGGUUUGUUUGCAACACAAGUUUGGUAUCGAAUGGGCCAACGGUGAAACUGAAACCAGAACCUCCACUUUGGUUGACUACGGUAACCCAGAUGGUUACUCUUCUAUGGCCAAGUUGGUUGGUGUUCCAUGUGCCGUUGCUGCUCAACAAGUUUUGGACGGUACCUUGUCCACUCCAGGUUUGUGGGCUCCAAUGACUUCCAAGAUUAAUGACCCAAUCAUGAAGACCUUGAAGGACGACUAUGGUAUCUUUUUGGAAGAAAAGACUCUUUAAGUUUAUUUAAAAUACAAAUGAGUUUUAAUAGUAUAA